GCUUGAAUGAGUAGUCAGGAGGAUAAAAGAGUAAGAAUCUCUCAAACGAUGGCUGAAAUCAUAGAAUUGAGGGCACAGCAGAUGAAUUGAGAGCGAGUCGAGUCUUCGUCGUCACCCACAGUUUCUGAGGGCUGAAGCUUCCACUGCGGGGGAGUGUUCCGAGCUUCUUCUCUCCCACCUCGGUUCUCACCACAAACCCUAGAAAAAUGUCGGGCGGCUUUUUCCGGGGUACGUCUGCGGACCAAGACACUCGUUUUUCGAACAAGCAAGCGAAGCUGCUGAAGACACAGAAGUUCCCUGCCGAACUAGACCAGUUGGUGGAUACGACAAAGGUGAAGAUGGAUGUUAUCAGGCCGUGGAUUGCUACGAGGGUGACUGAGCUUCUUGGGUUUGAAGAUGAAGUUCUUAUUAACUUCAUAUAUGGCCUUUUGGAUGGCAAGGAGGUAAAUGGGAAGGAAGUACAAAUACAACUCACUGGGUUCAUGGAAAAGAAUACUGUGAAGUUUAUGAAAGAGCUGUGGACACUGCUUAUCAGUGCCCAGAAGAAUGCCAGUGGUGUACCUCAACAAUUUUUGGAUGCCAAAGAAGAAGAAAUUAGGAAGAAGAAGGCAGAGACAGAUUUUCUCGCAAAUGAAAUUCAGAAAAAAAGAGAGAAGGAAAAUCGAGAAAUUGAGGAGCAGAUAUCAAAAAAGAUGGACGAUGGGGCUGAAAAGGUGGCCAAUGCUGCGUUGGAACCUACAAUUACAUCAAAGAAUAUGCGYUCAAGGGAUAUGAGAAAUCAUCCAGAGGAUGAGGAUGAGACUGAAAAGAGAAAUGGUGUUAGAGGAAGAAGCAGAGGCUCACCUUCAAGGUCUUUGAGCCAGCCAAUUUCUAAUUCUAGAAGUUAUUCAAAUGAUAGACAUAAAUCAAGGAGUAUGUCCAGAUCACCUCAACGUCGACGACCCUCUUUUUCACGUGGAAGGUUGAAUCAUUCCCCACCAAGAAGGUCUAUGAGUCCACGUCGUAGGGACCACCAUGAUUCAUUCUCUUCUCGACGUAGAUCGUCAUAUUCAAGGAGAAGAUCUAGAUCUACUUCACAUCGUAAAUCCCUCUCCCCAACAGUGCAUCAAUUGCGUUCUCCUUCUCAACAUAGUUCACCAUCUUCUCCUCAUAAAUCACCAUAUCGUUCAUCAUCACCUGUGCAACAUCGAUCAUCAUCACCGGUACGUCGUAGGUCGUUGUCACCUGUUAAGCAUAAUAGAGCACCAUCACCCAGGGGGCAUCGCAGGUCACAAUCACCAAUUAGACGUCGUCGAUCGCCUUCACCUAUUCAACGUCRUAGAUCACCAUCACCUAAAUGGCGUCGUCACCUUCUCCAACACGCUACCGCAGAUUGCCCUCACCUAUGAGACGCCACAAGUCUCGUUCUCCAAUUCGACGACCUAUGUCACCUUCCUCACCAGUACGGAGAAUUGAUAGGUCAUCACCACUUGGUCAUCGUAGAAUACCCUCACCAGUGCAACGUAGAUCUCCAUCAACCUCAUUGAGCAAAUCCCCUCCAUUGCCACAAAGGUCAUCUCCUACACAUCUCAAGAGAUCAAGUCCAUCUAGACAUAGAUCCAUUUCACCAUAUGAUCGGAGUUCAUCAGAGGAGCGGGAAAACCUCUCAACUGCAAAAAGAAAAUCUGCACAACAUCAGAGGAGGUCUCUCUCUCAAUCUCCCCGGGAUAGAACCAGAGAUGUUCAGACAUCUCCAGUGUCCCAACAACCUUCUAGAUCUAUGAGGUCGCCACAAGGAGAUGCUAGGGAACGGAAUAAUUCCAAUAACAGAGCUCGUUUGCCAUCACCGUCUCUGGAGAAGUCUCCAGCACUAUCUGAUUCUCCACCAGUUACAAGGAGUGUUAGUGAUGAUAGGAGGAGGUUAAGUUCUCCACGAUCAAGGGCAAAGCAACRUCGUCGCGACAAUCAUUCAACAAGGGCAGGGGAAGAAGAGACCACCUAUGCUAGGGAGGGUGGAAAUCUUGAAUMUAGGCCUUCACUGAAGAAAUCACUGAAUUCUACCGUUGUCGGUAAGAUGAAAGAUUCUCCAGGGGAUGUUAAAGUUCCCUCACCUGGAAGUGUAAAGCGUCCUCGAAAGGAGGUGCCUCCUAGUCCCRAUCAACAAAAAUCUUCAUCAUUACACAAAGAACCUUUACUAGUUGAGGAGCAGCAGCCAUCACAUUUAAGAGAAGGUAUUAAACAAGAUGAAAAAAGCUACUUGCGCUCAAGUAAGGCCAAGGAAACUGACUCUUUGAAAGUUGAAAAAGUUGAACAUAAUAAUCGGAGUGAGGCUUCAGAUUCUGAUUUGGAGGAAGGCUAUAAGCGUAAAACUGGGAGUAAGGAGAAGAAAAGGCAUAGAAGAUCAGACAGACGAGACACUUCUUCGGAUUCUGAAGACAGCUAUGAUACUGAAUUGGAGAGGAAGGAGGCGAGGAGGAGGAAGAAGGAGGAGAGGAGGCUGCGGAAGGAGAAGAAGCGCCAAAAACGUGAAGAACGCCGACGCAAAAAGGAAGAACGACGUGCAGAGAAGACAAAAGCAAAGAACCUCAGUGAUAGUUACUCAGAUGACGGUCGAGUUGCAAAGGACGAGCCUUAUCCCAGUGAUGGUCCAGAUGAGGCCGAGCACAGAAGACUCGAGGUUGAGUUAAGGAAGAAGGCGCUGGAAUCGUUCAAUGCAAAGAAAGGGACAAGGCCCUGAAUCUAUUUAUUCCGGAACAUAAUCCUGUGAAUCCGUUUCGGUAAGUAUCUUUCUCAAAUUUCAUAAUAGUCUGUACCAAACACAUCCAUUUCACAUGAGAGGUACUUUGUUCAAUCUGUAACUUCUCUUCCCUUUACGCCAUGCGGCUGAUUCGAUAAAAUGAUUAUUUCAUGGAUGUUCUUUAGAAUGCAAACWCUGCACAGAUCUUGCUAUUAGAAUCAGUAAUGUUUCCAUCGGAUGGAACAGCACAGUGGCCUCCUUUGAGCUUUACUUGAGCUUGUUUAUGUCUCUGUACUUGUUUUGGAUUUCUUUUAGGACAGCCCUACCUUGUAAGGCAGAUCAUCCAUAAACAUUGCAUGAUCCAUCAACUACUACUUAGAAAUGUUUAAAGUAGUUUAAUUUCUAUUUUGGUCAUUA
This is a messenger RNA of Momordica charantia (bitter melon), 3133 nucleotides long. RefSeq names its product splicing factor PWI domain-containing protein. Gene Ontology annotation, molecular function: RNA binding. Gene Ontology annotation, biological process: regulation of mRNA splicing, via spliceosome. Lineage: Eukaryota; Viridiplantae; Streptophyta; Magnoliopsida; Cucurbitales; Cucurbitaceae. Gene Ontology annotation, cellular component: spliceosomal complex. The record is from RefSeq and is a predicted model, not a curated record.